AUGGUGGUGGAGUUGGGCCCUCUCGGACUUGCAAGCCUCUUCUCCCUCAACUUCACUCCCACCCAAAAUCCCUUCGAACUACCUCCAACCACCAAAAACCACACCACCACCACCACCACCACCACUACCACCACCACCACCGACCAAAAACCAAAAACCAAAAACCAAACAACGACUGAGAACCACCACCAUCAUCAAUCUAGUAGUGACAAGAACGAACCCUCAAGAUCAACUCAGUGGUUGAUGUCAGCUACAUUAACCUCUGAAACACUCAAUCCACAAAUGUCAAGCAGAAGAGAUAGCAUUGGCGCCACCAUCGGGAAACGGUCAAUUGCCACCCUCGCCCCUCUCAGUGCGAUGGGUGGCAACAAUCCCUCUGUCGAUUUACGUGACCCUUCAAGGAACACCAAUCGAUACUCGGUCACCCAACUGUAUUCUAUGGCAGCUGAGAAUGAUACGGAGAUCGAAGAUGAAUUAGCCAGAGCCCAGAAACGUUUACGCGAUUUAAAGACUAAGAUUUCCUCCCAAUCCAAGAAGAAUUUCGUCCUCGAGCGGGAUCGAAUGGCCCUGGGCGAACGAGAGGAAGUACGGGAACAUCUGGAGGAAGCAGACGAAUCAGAAGGACUCUACCUGGAUGAAAAGAGGACACAGCAAUACGCCAACCUAUUCUUCUUACUCCAGAGCGAACCGCGUCACAUUGCUGCGUUAUGUCGUUUGGUCUCGAUGGGCGAAAUUGACACCUUACUCCAGACGGUGAUGUUCACUCUCUACGGAAACCAAUAUGAAAAUCGAGAAGAACAUUUACUUCUGACCAUGUUUCAGUCCGUCCUCUCUGCUCAAUUUGAAACGACUACCGAUUUCGGAUCACUAUUACGGGCAAACACACCCGUAUCUCGAAUGAUGACUACCUAUACAAGGCGUGGACCUGGUCAAAGCUAUCUGAAAACUGUCUUGGCCGAACGAAUAAACAGUCUCAUCGAACAUAAAGAUUUGAAUUUGGAAAUCAAUCCUCUCAAGGUUUAUGAUCAAAUGAUCCAACAGAUCGAAGACGAGACCGGAUCAUUACCAGAAGAUCUUCCCCGCGGGAUUUCUGCUGAAGUAGCCGCGGCGAAUACGGAUGUCCAAAAUAUAAUCGCACCUCGACUGGCAAUGUUGAUGGAAAUUGCCAACAGUUUCCUGAUGACGAUUAUGGAGAGUAUUGACAGUGUACCCUAUGGGAUCCGGUGGAUCUGUAAACAGAUUCGAAGUUUGACCAAACGCAAAUACCAAGAUGCGACCGACAUUGCGAUUUGCUCUCUGAUUGGUGGCUUCUUCUUUCUUCGCUUUAUCAAUCCUGCCAUCGUUACCCCACAAGCAUACAUGUUAAUUGACAACUUACCAACAACUGCUAAAUACCCUCGACGUACAUUAACUCUGAUCGCCAAAAUGCUUCAGAAUUUGGCCAACAAACCUUCCUACUCUAAAGAAGCUUAUAUGAUGAGCUUGAACCCAUUUGUCGAAAGCAAUAAGGCCAGGAUCAAUAAGUUUUUGAACUUGUUAUGUGAAGUCAAGGAUUUUUACGAGUCUCUUGAGAUGGACCAGUACAUGGCUCUAUCUAAGAAAGAUCUGCAAAUCAACAUCACUCUCAACGAACUGUACAAUACCCAUGCCCUUCUCGUUUCCCACCUCGAUCACUUGGCCAAGGACGAACGCCAACAUUUACGAAUACUUCUGGAGGAAAUCGGACCAGCUCCAGCGCAGGUUCCUCGGAAAGAGAAUCGGACGAUAGAGCUACCACUUUACAGUCGAUGGGAGAUUCCGAUCCAAGAUAUCACGACAGCAUUGAUGGCGGAAAACAAUCUGACACAGAACGAUAUCUUAUACAUGGAGACCAAGUCGAUCUUUGUCCAACUGAUCCGAUCGAUCCCACAGCUGACGGAGAAGCGGCCGAUGAACCUCUUGCAGAUUGCCGAACGAGCAGCGACGGCUAAGGAUGCGGUCUUAGUGCGUAAAGGACUGAAGGUCAAGGAAAUGUUACGGGAGUUGGAGGAAAUCAAGCUCUGUGAUCGGAAGGAUGGUCAUAAAUUAUUGGUGGAUGAGAUCGCGGCUGAAUUAACUCAUUUAGGGAACAUGAGAGAGAAAGUGUUAUUGGAGACUAAGUCCUUGGAAUCGGUCUAUAAGACCAUCGGCGAUCAUAACAAUUAUCUACGUUCGCAAUUGGAACAGUAUAAGGCCUAUCUUCAAAACGUGAGGAUCACCUCGACGGCUAAUCAGAAAGGGAAAACUCUUGGCGGAGGCGUCGGCGUGGUUAGUGUCGAUGGUAAAGAGAAGAAAACUAUGAAGGCACUCGCCCUUGGACCCUACAAAUUCAGCCAUGCUCAGUUCGAAAAAGACGGGGUGAUUGUGGACACUAAUGUUCCUGAAAAUCGGAGAGCAAACAUCUUUUUCCAAAUCGUCUCUCCUUCUCCGGGUACGUUUAUCAUUGCCUUACAUUAUAAAGGGAGAGAGAAAGCGAUCUUGGAGAUGGACUUGAAGAUCGAUGAUCUGUUGGAGAAACAGAAAGAUAAUGUGCCUACUCUCGAUUUGGAGUAUGUUCAAUUAUCGGUCUCUAAGACUUUGGCUAUGCUAAAUAAGACCUUUGCUCGUCGUAAAUGA
This is a messenger RNA of Puccinia graminis f. sp. tritici CRL 75-36-700-3, 2634 nucleotides long. Its product is annotated as IQ domain-containing protein containing GTPase activating protein. The transcript has 14 exons. The record is from RefSeq and is a predicted model, not a curated record. Gene Ontology annotation, cellular component: cell cortex. Lineage: Eukaryota; Fungi; Basidiomycota; Pucciniomycetes; Pucciniales; Pucciniaceae. Gene Ontology annotation, molecular function: protein binding; GTPase activator activity. Bases 1 to 2634 code for a protein of 877 amino acids. Gene Ontology annotation, biological process: regulation of GTPase activity; regulation of actin cytoskeleton organization.